CAGCCACCGCCUUGGGGGGUCUCGCUUUACACGUAGAACGCGCAGAAGCAAAUUCCAGAGAGGAGGGAGAUUCAAUCGAAAGCUCUGAAAAAGACGACAAUGGGGUUUCCGAUGGGAUACACCGAUUUAUUCCUCCCCAAAUUGCUGGUGUACCUUCUGACGGUGCUCGGAUUCGUACGGAAGCUUGUGCACGGCGGGUUCGCCGUUCUAGGGCUGAGCGAUUUUCUGGAGGCGGAGACGGCGGCGUAUCCGGCGAGGGGGGCGGAGUCGGCGUCGCCGGAGCCGCGGUCGGUGUCGGCGGCGCUGAUCAGGGAGCUGCUGCCGGUGGUGAAGUUCGCGGAUUUGGGGGAUGACGUGGAGCCGCCGGAGAGCUGCGCGGUUUGCCUGUACGAAUUCGCGGCGGAGGACGAGAUCCGGCGGCUCGCGAACUGCCGGCAUAUAUUUCAUCGGAGCUGUGUGGACCGUUGGAUGGACCACGAUCAGAAGACGUGUCCGCUCUGCCGGACGCACUUCAUACCGGAGGAUAUGCAGGAGAGCUUCAACGAGCGGUUAUGGAUGGCGUCGGGGAUUUCAGAUUUCUACGGCGAGUAUACGCCGAUUGCUGCUGGUUUAUAGUCCGCCAUUUUUGUAGAAUUAAGGUCUUUUUUUUUUUUUGGUGGGGGGGGGGGGGUGUGG
Molecule: messenger RNA, 675 nt
Organism: Andrographis paniculata
Lineage: Eukaryota; Viridiplantae; Streptophyta; Magnoliopsida; Lamiales; Acanthaceae
Product: brassinosteroid-responsive RING protein 1-like
Exons: 1
Coding region: 100-615 (171 amino acids)
Biological process (GO): protein ubiquitination
Molecular function (GO): ubiquitin protein ligase activity
Source: RefSeq, a predicted model, not a curated record